Pipistrellus nathusii (Nathusius's pipistrelle) is the source of this 1836-nucleotide messenger RNA. The record is from the annotation of a GenBank genome assembly. Lineage: Eukaryota; Metazoa; Chordata; Mammalia; Chiroptera; Vespertilionidae.
AUGAAUGAUAUUUCCCAAAAGGCUGAGAUUAAAGAAAUGCUUGCUUCUGAUGAAGAGGGAGAGGUGCCUUCUAAAGUGGAUAAAGCUUAUGUUCCCAAGCUAAAAGGAACUGUUAAAGGUAGAUUUGCUGAAAUGGAGAGACAAAGACAAGAGGAAGAAAGAAAGAGAACAGAGGAGGAACGAAAACGCAGAAUUGAGCAGGAUAUGUUAGAAAAGAGGAAGAUACAACGUGAACUAGCAAAAAGGGCUGAGCAGAUUGAGGACAUAAACAAUACGGGAACUGAAUCAGCAUCAGAGGAAGGAGAUGAUUCACUACUUAUAACAGUGGUACCUGUUAAAUCACACAAAACAUCUGGAAAAAUAAAGAGUUUUGAGGAUCUAGAAAAGGAAAGAGAAGAAAAAGAAAGGGUCAAGUCUGAAGAAGAUAAAAGAAUAAGAUAUGAGGAACAACGACGGUCUCUCAAGGAAGCAAAGUGCCUCUCAUUGGUCAUGGAUGAUGAACUGGAUGAUGAGGCAAAAAAAGAAUCAACUACUCCUGGAAAAUUGAAACUAACUUUUGAAGAAUUAGAAAGACAAAGACAAGAAAAUCGAAGGAAGCAAGCUGAAGAAGAAGCAAGACAACGUUUAGAAGAAGAGAAACGUGCUUUUGAAGAAGCAAGGCAGCAAAUGGUAAAUGAAGAGGAGGAAAACAAAGACACAGAAAACAUUUUUAAAGGGUUCCGCCCUGGGAAACUCAAACUCAGUUUUGAAGAGCUGGAAAGACAAAGGAGAGAAGAUGAAAAAAGGAAAGCAGAAGAAGAAGCCAGAAGGAGAAUAGAGGAGGAAAAGAAGGCAUUUGCUGAAGCACGGAGAAGCAUGGUAAUAGAUGAUGACUCUCCAGAGAUGUAUAAGACAAUCUCUCAAGAAUCUCUUACUCCGGGAAAACUGGAAUUUAAUUUUGAAGAAUUAUUAAAACAAAAAAUGGAAGAAGAAAAACGACGAACAGAGGAAGAACGGAAGCAUAAGCUAGAAAUGGAAAAACAGGAAUUUGAACAACUGAGACAAGAAAUGGGAGAGCAAGAGGAAGAAAAUGAAACCUUUGGAUUGAGCAGGGAAUAUGAAGAAUUAAUCAAAUUGAAAAGGAGUGGUUCUAUCCAAGCUAAAAAUCUAAAAAGCAAGUUUGAAAAAAUUGGACAGUUGUCUGAAAAAGAAAUACAGAAAAAGAUAGAAGAAGAACGAGCAAGAAGGAGAGCCAUUGACCUUGAAAUUAAAGAGCGAGAAGCAGAACACUUCCAUGAGGAAGAAGAUGUUGAUGUCAAGCCUGCAAAAAAAAGUGAGGCUCCGUUUACUCAUAAAGUGAAUAUGAAAGCUAGAUUUGAACAAAUGGCUAAGGCAAGAGAAGAAGAAGAACAAAGAAGAAUUGAAGAACAGAAGUUACUACGCAUGCAGUUUGAACAAAAGGAAAUUGAUGCAGCACUACAAAAGAAAAGAGAAGAGGAGGAAGAAGAGGAAGGUAGCAUCAUGAAUGGCUCCAUUAUAGAAGACGAAGAGCAAACCAGGUCAGGAGCUCCAUGGUUCAAGAAGCCUCUGAAAAAUACUUCGGUUGUAGACAGUGAGCCUGUUAGAUUUACAGUUAAAGUAACAGGAGAGCCCAAACCAGAAAUUACAUGGUGGUUUGAAGGAGAAAUAUUGCAGGAUGGAGAAGACUAUCAAUAUAUUGAAAGGGGAGAAACGUACUGCCUUUAUUUACCAGAAACUUUCCCAGAAGAUGAAGGAGAGUAUAUGUGUAAAGCUGUCAACAAUAAAGGCUCUGCAGCUAGUACCUGUAUUCUUACAAUUGAAACUGAUGACUACUAG